This is a messenger RNA of Triticum urartu, 5253 nucleotides long. Its product is annotated as P-loop containing nucleoside triphosphate hydrolases superfamily protein. NCBI's taxonomy places the organism in Eukaryota, Viridiplantae, Streptophyta, Magnoliopsida, Poales, Poaceae. Gene Ontology annotation, biological process: mRNA splicing, via spliceosome. Gene Ontology annotation, cellular component: catalytic step 2 spliceosome. Gene Ontology annotation, molecular function: helicase activity; mRNA binding. The record is from RefSeq and is a predicted model, not a curated record.
GUUGGCCUUAGGCCUUCUCAAAUCUCUCUCUCACCCAUACCCUCCUUCCGCAGUCCGCACCAACCUGUCACAGAAACCCUAAACCUCGCAAACUGCGGCCAUGCCGAAGGUCUACGGCACCGGCGUCUUCGAGUUCCGGCACCCCCGCGCCGCCGAGUACCCGCUCCCCGCCGAAGUCUCCACCUCAGCGGCACCUGACAAGCCCCCCGCCUCCACUGGCGUCUCCAUCACACUCCUCGACAUCCAGCGCGACCGCCUCACCCGCGCUGCCGCGGAGCACUGGGGCUCGCCAGCAGCCGCCGCCGCCUUCGAUGCUGACCUCGUAAGGGAGAUCUACGCCACUGAGCUCCGUGUGGAGGGCCGCGGUCGCAAGACGGUCCCGCUUCACCGUGUCAUGAUCCUGGAGGUCAGCCAGUACCUCGAGAACUACCUUUGGCCGCACUUCGAUCCAGAUGACGCGUCCUUUGAGCACGUCAUGUCCAUGAUCCUCAUGGUGAACGAAAAGUUUCGAGAGAAUGUGGCGGUAUGGACAUCCUUCCAUGCACGGAAGGACGCGUUCAAAGGCUUCCUAUGGCGCGUUCUCAAGCUGAAGGAAGAGGAUAGGGAUGUUAGUAUGGCAGAGAAGACAAACUACCUCUUGUUUAUGAUAAACGCAUUUCAGAGUUUGGAGGAUGAAAUUGUCCGGGAAACUAUACUCCAGGUGGUAAGCUUAAAGUUGUGGCAUACUCUUUCUUUUGGACGACUUCAGAUGGAGCUUUGCCUUAAUCCUGAAUUGAUUAAGAAGUGGACAAAAAUUAAAAGAAAAGAAGCAAAGGAAGGAAAAAAGGCUGGGAAAACUGGUAAUUCUUCAGAAAUGCUUGAGAAUAAAUUCCUUAGGAACCUAAUGGAAGAAUUCCUGGAGGUUCUUGAUUCAAAGGUCAUAUUAUCUAGUCAAGAUGGUGGAGAAGAAUCUGUCUUUAAUGAAUCACUUAGUGGGCAGGUUGAUGAUUCUAGUGUCUUGUAUUGUGAAAGAUUCAUGGAAUUUCUGAUUGAUAUGUUGAGCCAGCUUCCUACGAGAAGAUUUCUAAGGCCACUUAUCGCUGAUGUUGCUGUUGUUGCCAAGUGCCACUUAAGCAUGCUUUAUGCUCAUGAAAAGGGGCGUCUUUUUGCACAAUUGGUGGACUUACUUCAGUUCUACGAAGGCUUUGAGAUUAAUGAUCAUUCUGGGACACAGCUUAGUGAUGAUGAUGUCUUGCAGGCUCACUAUUCUCGUUUCCAAGCUUUUCAGCUGCUAGCAUUCAAACAAGUGCCUAAGUUGCGAGACCUUGCCUUGUGUAAUAUUGGUUCAAUCCAUAAGCGUGCUGAUUUAACAAAGAAGCUGCUUGUCUUGUCAGAUAUGGAACUGCAAGAUCUGGUUUGCAAUAAGCUUAAAAUAAUUUCAGAGAAGGAUCCAUGGACUGAAAGGCGUGAUUUCCUUAUCGAGGUCCUAGUUGCUUUUUUCGAGAAGCGUCAAUCCCAGAAAGAUGCAGUUAAUGCACUUCCUCUUUAUCCAAAUGAACAGAUCAUGUGGGAUGAGAGCCUUGUUCCUAGCAUCAAUUAUUCUGGAGAAGGCUGUCUUGCCCUCCCAAAACUCAAUCUUCAAUUUCUGACACUUCAUGAUUAUUUGCUGAGGAAUUUUAAUCUCUUUCGUCUUGAAUCAACAUAUGAAAUUCGCGAAGAUAUUCAGGAAGCUGUUCCUCAUCUACAUGCUUACAUCAACAAUGAGGGGGACACUUCCUUUCGUGGAUGGUCCAGGAUGGCUGUUCCAAUCAAAGAAUUUAGGAUCACACAAGUGAAGCAACCAAACAUUGGAGAGGUUAAGCCUUCUGCUGUAACUGCUGAUGUUACUUUUAGCAUAUCAAGCUACAGACCACAGAUAAAAUCUGAGUGGGAUGCUCUGAAAGAGCAUGAUGUGUUAUUUUUGUUGUCAAUCUGCCCAUCUUUUGAACCUCUUAGCCCUGAGGAGGCUGCAAAAUCAACUGUGUCUGAAAGGUUAGGAUUGCAAUAUGUACGUGGUUGUGAGGUGAUUGAAAUCCGUGAUGAGGAAGGGGGACUCAUGAAUGACUAUACAGGAAGGGUAAAGAGGGAUGAGUGGAAAUCUCCAAAGGGUGAGAUUCGUACAGUUAAAAUUGCCUUAGAUACAGCACAGUAUCACAUUGAUGCUACUGAGUUAGCAGAGAAGGGUGCAGAAAAUGUUUAUGGGACAUUUAAUAUUAUAAUGAGAAGGAAACCCAAGGAAAAUAAUUUCAAAGCUAUCCUAGAAUCCAUACGUGAUCUAAUGAAUGAAACAUGUGUAGUUCCUGAAUGGUUGCAUAACAUAUUCUUGGGUUACGGAAAUCCUUCUGCCGCACAGUGGAUAAAUAUGCCUGAUCUUCUGGAAACUAUAGAUUUUAAGGACACUUUUCUUGAUGCUAGCCACGUUGUGCAAAGCUUUCCAGCUUUCCAGGUCACAUUCAUCAAUACUGAUGGUACAGAAAACAUGCAUCCAAGCCCUCCCUUUAGGAUCAAGUUGUCCAAGAAAAUGAGGGAAAUAAGUCAUGCUCUACCCGGCAAUGUAAAUGCCUCUGAUACUGCAAGCAAGAACAACAUGGUUAAUGAUGAAGGGUCUCAGAAAGAAAAACUAAGGGUGGAGACUUACAUUCCUGCUGACCCAGUGCCAUAUCCUCAAGAUAAACCUAACCAGAACUCAGUGAGGUUUACACCCACUCAGGUCGGCGCUAUAAUAUCUGGUAUUCAACCUGGGUUGACGAUGGUUGUUGGUCCUCCUGGAACGGGGAAAACAGAUACAGCUGUGCAGAUAUUAAAUGUUCUAUAUCAUAACUGUCCUUCACAAAGAACACUUAUUAUAACCCAUUCGAAUCAAGCUUUGAAUGAUUUGUUCGAGAAGAUAAUGCAGAGGGAUGUGCCUGCUAGGUACCUUCUUCGUCUUGGUCAGGGUGAGCAAGAACUGGCAACUGAUCUUGAUUUUAGCCGUCAAGGUCGUGUAAAUGCUAUGCUGGUUCGGCGACUAGAGCUGCUUGGUGAAGUUGCAAAACUGGCAAGAUCCCUUCAUCUUCCUGAAGAUGUGAGCUACACAUGUGAAAAUGCUGCAUAUUUUUGGUUAUUACAUGUUUAUGCCCGCUGGGAACAAUUCUUGGCCGCCUGUGUGCCAAAUAAGGAGAAUCCCUCUUUUGUUAAAGACCGUUUUCCAUUUUCUGAGUUCUUUUUGGAUACCCCACAGCCUGUGUUUACUGGUGAGUCCUUUGAGAAAGAUAUGCAUGCAGCCAAAGGAUGUUUCAAACAUCUUUCUACGAUAUUCCAAGAGCUGGAAGAGUGCAGGGCUUUUGAGUUACUGAAGUCAACAGCUGAGCGAGCAAACUAUCUAAUGACUAAACAAGCUAAGAUUGUUGCCAUGACUUGUACUCAUGCAGCAUUGAAGAGAAGAGACUUUCUUCAAUUGGGUUUCAAAUAUGACAAUUUACUGAUGGAAGAAAGUGCACAGAUAUUGGAGAUAGAGACUUUUAUACCAACUCUCCUGCAACGGCAGGAAGAUGGCUAUGCUCGUCUCAAACGCUGCAUCUUAAUUGGUGAUCACCAUCAGUUACCCCCUGUCGUGAAGAACAUGGCUUUUCAGAAGUACAGCCACAUGGACCAGAGUCUCUUCACAAGGUUUGUUCGCCUUGGUGUCCCUUAUAUUGAACUCAAUGCUCAGGGUCGUGCCAGACCUAGUAUUGCUCAGCUUUAUAAUUGGAGAUACAGAGAACUGGGAGAUCUGCCUUAUGUACAUGAGGAAGCUAUAUUCCAUAAAGCUAAUUCUGGGUUCUCUUAUGAGUAUCAGCUGGUUGAUGUUCCUGAUUAUCGUGGCAGAGGCGAGUCUGCUCCUUCUCCUUGGUUCUACCAGAAUGAAGGGGAGGCUGAGUAUAUUGUUAGUGUCUAUAUUUACAUGCGUCUGAUUGGAUACCCUGCCAAUAAGAUUUCAAUAUUAACCACUUACAAUGGUCAGAAGCUUCUUAUUCGUGAUGUUAUCAGCAGACGAUGCAAGCCAUGGAAUAUUGAGCCACCUUGCAAGGUUACUACGGUGGACAAAUUCCAGGGUCAACAAAAUGAUUUUAUUUUAUUGUCUCUUGUCCGGACCCGAUUUGUGGGUCAUCUUCGUGAUGUCAGAAGGCUUAUUGUGGCAAUGUCCCGUGCUCGUUUGGGUUUGUAUGUGUUCUGCCGCCGUUCUCUGUUUGAACAGUGCUAUGAACUGCAGCCAACAUUCCAGCUUCUACUCCAAAGGCCCGAUAAGCUUGCCUUGAAUCUUGAAGAGUGCACUCCGUCUACAGAGCGACCUUUGGGAGAAGCUGGAAAUAUUCAUUAUAUUACUGAUGUUGAAGAUAUUGGACACUUGGUGAACUUCAGACUGGAACAUCUUCGCCAGAUGCAAUCCAUGCAAUAUUAUGCACCCCAUGCAAAUGCUGAUGCAGCCCCUCCUGAAACUGGCAAUGGUGAUAUUGUUUUGGAUAAUGCGAAGGAUGGCACAGAGAAAGAAAAUGGUGAGGCAACUGAUGCUGUGAACAAUGAUAAGAUGGAGGAAGAUACUGUUGAGUCAAAAGAUGAUAUGGUGCAGGAAGUAAACAAGAUGGAUGAAGGUAAUGUGACUAUAGAAGACAAGAUGGGGGAAGAAAGUGCUGAUGAGGCUAAGGACAAGAUGGUGGAAACUACUGCUGAAGUGGCUAUUGAGAACAACAUAGUGGAAGUAAAUGCCAGUGUGGCCAAGGACAAGAUGGACGAAGAAAAUGCCGUGUCAAAGGGCGUGGAGCAAGAUUGACCUGAUAUAAUCGUUGGCUGGUUGGAACAGUGACCCUACCUUCAUUUUUAUGCAUGGACUUUGUCUGCUUCAAAUAUUUGAUUUGGGCAACUGGGUGGUGUUGUCUCACAGGGUAACAACGGAAGUUGCUAAAGGCCGAACGAAGGCAUGCAAAAACGUAUGGUCCUGUCAAAAGAACAUGCCUCCAUAUGCCACCUGUUUGAACCUUGAUCAGGUUAUAUGCAGGAGGCAUGUACUACAAGCUUCUGCAAUGAUAACUUCUCCAAUUCGAACAUAAUAUUUCAGAGGACAGCUGGAACAUUGGUGUUGUGCAAUUUUUGUGCAUUAGAUUUAUGUAUUGUAAUUUGAGCGAUAAUGUUAGUACGUAUAAGUCACUCAAGGCGUGGAAAUAGACAAGCUUGAACCCGACUUUUAUAACUACCCAGUUAUGAGGCAACGUUUGAUCA